AUGCAUGGGCAGCCUGUUUAUGGCAGUUCUCCAGCUGUUCCUACCCUGGGCAGUCCUUGUGCUGUUGUAAUACCCAAGAUUCCACAGUCUUCCUUUAUGCUGUCUAUCCAGCGUUUUUUGGACCUUCCUCUUCUCCUCAUCCAGUGCACUCCUCCAAGCAGUACUGUUUUCUGGUAUCUGCCAUCACUCAUUCUCAUAUCAAUAAGAAUGUAUGAAAGUACAAUGAAACUGAAAAUUCUUAAAGGACUUCGCAGGUAUCUCACCAAAUCUGCUGACUUCUCACUGUUUGUGAUUGUUAUUGGCCAGCAAACUCAAGUCCCUCCCACAAUUCCCAAGCAGGAACCUCCUUUCCCAGAGUCCUUUCAAAUGGCAGCUGAUUCUUGUGAAUGCUCAUGCACAGAGACCCAGACAGCAACUGCAGCAGAAUCAGCUGUUAACACUACACUGUUUGUACAGAUGGGUGCAAAGGCUCUGCUGUGUUGCCCUGCUCUUCCAAUGACAAAAGCAGUAUUAAUAGCAUGGGUAAUAGCCCCCAGAGGGCAGCCUCCUUGCAGAAUAUCCUACAGAGUUGAUACAAAGGAGAACAAUGAAGCCAACUGUAUGGGCAGGAGAAUCACCUGGACAUUCAUACCUGACCAGCGUCAUGACCUUCAGAUCAAUGCAGUGGCCCUCGGUCAUGAUGGGCUUUAUUCAUGUGAAAUAGCAACACCUAAGGGGAAUUUCCUAAGGAGACAUGACCUCCAAGUGCUAGUGCCUCCAGCGGUAACCCUGCUUCCAGGGGAAAACAGAACAGUAGUUUGUGAGGCAAUUGCAGGCAAGCCGGCUGCACAGAUCUUUUGGAUUCCAGAUGGGGAUCACGUCACUAAGCAGGAAACACACAGCAAUGGCACCGUGGCUGUCAGGAGCACAUACCCCUGGGAGCAGAACAAUGUGUCUGCUGUGUUCUGCCUUGUCUCCCAUCCGACUGGCAACCAGACUCUGUCCAUAGAACUCAAUCAAGGUGUCACCAGCACACUGCGUUCCCUGCUGACCAUUCUCUACGUGAAACUUUCCCUCCUGGGGAUUAUUCUGCUCAUCCUAGGAUUUGCUUUCUUCCAGAAGAGAAAUUAUUUCAGUGCCCAAGGGCAAAAUGCUAAAUUGCUGAGAAAAGAGCAACAGCACAACCGUUUUUUGAGCCAAUUGACAUCAGCACUAAGCACCUGCAUCAAUGCAGGUUUGUCCUGUGACUAUAAUGGCAGCCUGGUAUUUACAGUUUUGUAUAUGUGGACCGUUCCCCUUGAUGAAAACAGUUGA
Molecule: messenger RNA, 1293 nt
Organism: Chionomys nivalis (European snow vole)
Lineage: Eukaryota; Metazoa; Chordata; Mammalia; Rodentia; Cricetidae
Product: cell surface glycoprotein CD200 receptor 2-like
Exons: 6
Coding region: 1-1293 (430 amino acids)
Biological process (GO): regulation of neuroinflammatory response
Cellular component (GO): external side of plasma membrane
Molecular function (GO): signaling receptor activity
Source: RefSeq, a predicted model, not a curated record